Linum trigynum is the source of this 264-nucleotide messenger RNA. NCBI's taxonomy places the organism in Eukaryota, Viridiplantae, Streptophyta, Magnoliopsida, Malpighiales, Linaceae. The record is from the annotation of a GenBank genome assembly.
AUGAGUAGCGUGGCCUCAGGAUCUAGACGCCACCGCCUGGCGAACUGCCCAACGUCGGAGAAGAAGAGGGACCGCUGGAGGGACCGUCGGAGGGACCUGGCGGCGUUCGACUGGAAGCCGGAGAAGGAGCUUCUCAUCGGCAUCGACCGACGAGGCAGAGAGGAGGCGAUGUACCACCGGUCUUGGUCGCUGACGCCGUCAAUUGAGCAAGUAGCUUGGCGAUCGGCUACGGGCCCCCGAGUGGUGACGACGAACUCAUCAUAA